Molecule: messenger RNA, 1842 nt
Organism: Trichobilharzia regenti
Lineage: Eukaryota; Metazoa; Platyhelminthes; Trematoda; Strigeidida; Schistosomatidae
Source: the annotation of a GenBank genome assembly
AUGUCGGGAUUGCCGCGUUUAAAUAUCAAACUUAGUAGUUAUACUGGGCUAACAUUCACUGUCCCAAUAUUUGGUUCCUUUAUAUACUAUGUAUACUCAAGAGACAAAAGCAGGCGCACAAUUUACAACUGUGUUUCGACUACUAAAAGGUUUUUAAGAGCCGUCUACACAGGUACUCUGAUUUCUUUGGAUUAUAAAUGGACUAUGACAGUAUUCCCAAAUGAUUCUGAAUCCUACGUCAAAGAACUAUCAAAAUGUCACCAAAGAGCAGCUGACAGGAUUCUCCAGGGCUGUUUGCGAAAUGGAGGUUUGUAUAUCAAAAUGGGACAGGGUCUCGCAAGUAUGAAUCAUGUUUUGCCCAAACAGUAUACAGAAACUCUGGAAAAGUUGCACGAUCAAGCCAUUAUGCGCUCAGUAGACGAAGUGUAUCGGAUAUUCAUGGAAGAUUUUGGCAAGCCCCCUUCGGAACUGUAUUCCAGUUUUGAACAUGAACCAAUAGCUGCUGCUAGUUUGGCUCAAGUACAUCGUGCUGUUACACAUGAAGGAGAGCAAGUCGCAGUGAAAGUCCAGUAUGAAGAUUUGCGUGAUCGAUUUGAUGGGGAUAUGUCAACCCUUGAAUUACUUUUAAAAUUGGUUGAAAUAAUGCAUCCUGAUUUUGGAUUCGCCUGGGUUUUACAAGAUAUGCGUGAAACACUGGCCAAAGAACUCGACUUUGAAAAUGAGGCAGAUAAUGCUGCUCGUUGUGUUGCUGACUUAGAGAGUCUGGGGACACUAGAAAACAAUGGUUCCGUUCAUGUACCUUGGGUAAAUCGUAAGCUAACCAGCAAACGCGUCCUUACAGCCGAAUUCAUUGAUGGUAUCAAAGUUAAUCAAAUAUCUGCUCUACGGGAUGCUGGCUUCUCACUAGCUGAGUUGGAUCGCUUGUUGGUUCGUGCAUUUAGUCAUCAGGUGUUUUGUACUGGCUUCGUACAUGCUGAUCCACAUCCAGGCAACCUACUAGUACGACGGAAACCUCAGAUAAAGUUAGGUAUUUCUCAGAAAAUCAAAUCAUCUAUUCAAAGUAUACCCAACAUUUUAUUUGAUACACUCAUAUGGAUGGGAUUUCUGUUUUAUUUCCCCGUCAACAUCUUAAAAAAACUAAAAAAUCCUGAACAUAAAUUGUUUACUCAUCCAAAUGCAAGUCGAGGUUCAACUGAAAUACAACUGGUUCUUCUAGAUCAUGGUUUGUAUGAUACUCUUCCAAGUGGUAAACGGAAAGCCUUAUGCAAAAUGUAUCAAGCCAUUUUAGAUUCCAAUGAAUCAGUAAUGAAAGAAGCAUCUUCAUUUUUAGGCAUUGAAGAUUGGGCUACUUUCGGUGAAGUUAUUCUUCAAAGACCAUGGCGUCGCCGAACACUCAGAUUGCCAUCACAACUCUCAGAUGCAGAUAGAGCCUAUUUACGCUCAACAGCAAUUGAACAUUUUGACCGGGUAAUGUCGGUUCUUGAACAAAUGCCGCGCCCAAUGCUUUUGUUCAUCAGGAAUUUGAAUCUUAUUCGUUCUAUUUGUCGUUCUCACGGGGAUCCUAUUGAUCGUCACUCUUUAAUGAUUGAUAGUGCUGUUCUUGGGAGUCGGAUAACAACUUCACAUUCUGGCAAAUUGAUUCCCAUGAAUUGGAGCGAUAAGUUACAGGUGAAUAUCAUAUUGCAAAGAUACCACUGGAAGUUAAGGUAUGAAGCUUUCUGCUUGUGGAUUCAAAGUGUACUUUAUCAUCUGUUAUAUACUUUGGGACAGGCACCCGACAUAAGAGAAAUAUCAGCUUUAUAUAGUGCUGCAGCGCCUAAAAGCCUAUCAGUCAGUGUUUAA